This is a messenger RNA of Cucumis melo (muskmelon), 4438 nucleotides long. RefSeq lists its product as uncharacterized. Lineage: Eukaryota; Viridiplantae; Streptophyta; Magnoliopsida; Cucurbitales; Cucurbitaceae. The record is from RefSeq and is a predicted model, not a curated record. Gene Ontology annotation, molecular function: ubiquitin protein ligase activity. Bases 527 to 4351 code for a protein of 1274 amino acids. The transcript has 14 exons. Gene Ontology annotation, biological process: protein ubiquitination.
GUUUUUUACAUGUGAAAGAGAGAUGUCGAUCGCUGAAGGGGAAAGAGAGAAGCCCAGAUAAUUGGGAAUGAGCGGGCCGGCCGUUCUGUAGCCCAAUUUCAACCGAUUGGCAAGAGCCUAACAUCACAACACCUUCUACCUGGGAAAACCAAAAAGCCGAAGAGAGAGAGCGAAAAUCCGGAACAGAGUUCAUCAGGUCUUCAAUUUUAUCUCAAAAUUCACCUACCAUCUUCACCACUUUCCCAUUUUUCAGUGAUGAUUUGACCACCAUAGCCACCACGCAACGUGAUUCCGAGCAAACAAAUUGCAUCCUGACGACCCCUUUGAAUCUCCAAUGGGGUCCUCCAAAUUGGGUUUUACUUUUGCCUCAUCGAAAUUCUCCUUGUCGUUAAUCCGCUGCAUCGUUAUCUGAGAACUGGAGUUUUUCGUGUACUCUAUGUAACGGGUGAUCAAUCUACACCUUUCUUCAACGUAAUUGCUUGAAUAUUUUCUUCCUUUAUUUGACCUCCAGCAAUCUACGAGUGAUAUGAUGGAGGUUGGUUUUGUUCCAAGUGGGAUGUCCGAGGAAGAAACUGCAGAGGCUUAUGAUAUCAAUUAUGAGAUUUCUGAGGAGGUGGAAAGAUGUGGGAUAUGCAUGGAUGUUAUAGUUGACAGGGGUGUUCUAGACUGCUGCCAGCACUGGUUCUGUUUUGUAUGCAUUGACAACUGGGCUACUAUUACAAACCUUUGUCCACUUUGCCAGAAAGAAUUUCAACUCAUCACAUGUGUUCCUGUGUAUGAUACUAUUGGGAGCAACAAAGUAGAUGAAGAAUCAUUUGGCAGAAAUGAUGAUUGGUGCUUUGAGGGGAAGAGUAACGUCUCCUUUCCAUCAUACUAUAUUGACGAGAAUGCAGUUAUCUGCUUGGAUGGUGACGGCUGUAAGAUUAGAAAUGGAUCUGGAUUUACUGAAGGAGAAUCCGAUCUUGAUACCUCAAUUGCUUGUGACUCUUGUGAUACAUGGUAUCAUGCAUUCUGUGUCGAUUUUGACCCUGAUGAUACAUCUGAAAGUACAUGGUUAUGCCCAAGAUGUGGGAUUAAUGAUCAAGAAAGUUCUAUCAAUGAUUCUGUUCCAAAGUUUAAUGGUGACUUUGAUCCAAUGAAUACUUCGGUUGCACAAAGUUUUUCGAGCAAGGUGUCUGUAUCCGUUGCUGAUACUGGAGAGACAGCAUUGGUUGUCUCACUGAUUGGAGGAAAUCAUGUUAAGGAAGAACAAGUUGAUUACACUCCAUCAAGUGAUGAACUUGAAAAUAAUAAAAAAAUUGAAGAUUUCAUGUUGGCUUCAGAAGCUGGUAGGCCAAAUGUACCUGCAUCAACAUUGGAGAAUACUCCCUUUCUGCCAACCUCAUCAAUGGAGAAUACUUCUGUGCCAGCACUUGGGGACAAGGAAUUGGAACUUUCUUUGUCACAUGAUUCUUCCAUCAGUUUGCCUCAUGAUUCCCUUAGGCAUGUUGGGUUGAAAACAAGGUGUGCUGAUGAAAUCCAGACUGAAUCAGGUAGCCUUGAAAGCAGCAGAAGUCUUACAAAUGUAUCCCAUCCCAUAAACAAAGUGUCUAAAGAUGAAUUCAGCAUGGGUCUUCAUCUUGGUUUACCUGUGGGCACAUUCUUGUCUGUUGAUUACUCGAAUGAGGAAAGUGGUGAUCAAAGUGUUGAUGUUAAGCCACAGUUGUUUCCUUCAGAAAAACGCUUGUUACAAGCUGAUGAUGUUGUGGCCGCAUCACAAACUAUCCAGGAAGCCUCUGUAAUCAUUGGCAUAAAGAGGAAACACGCAGAUUGCAGUGAUCACAUUCAGAAGACGGCUGAUAAUCAAGAUGAUAAGGCCAAUUCUGAUACAAAACUUAUAAAGGGGAAGAACCAAUCAGUUCCUUCUAAAAAUGAGUUGGAGCAAACUAAGGAAGAUGAUACUACAAAGAGUUUGGCCAUGCCAUUAGUUCCUACAGAAGCCAGCUUGAAACGAAUAUCAAAAAAGAAAGAUGCCAAUGUUGAUAUCAUGAGUAUAGUUAGGGGCCGAAACCGAAGGCCUCCUCCCAAAAGCCAAGCAAGCUCAAAUUCUAAUGGUGAAGAGGAUCAGCAAGAGAAUUUGACUGGUUUGAGAGUAAAAAAGAUCAUGAGAAGAGCUGGUGAGGAUCAGGAAUCAUCCAUGCUAGUUCAGAAACUGAGAAAUGAAAUAAGAGAAGCUGUCCGCAAUAAAUGUGCUAAAGAGUUUGGGGAAAACCUUUUGGAUUCUAAGCUUCUUGAUGCCUUUAGAGCUGCAGUAUCGGGCCCUAAAACUGAAUCACAGAAAAGAAUGGCAGCUUUGGCUGUUAAGGCAAAAAAAUCAUUAUUGCAAAAGGGGAAAAUACGUGAGAGUCUAACAAAGAAAAUAUAUGGGGCUACUAAUGGAAGAAGAAAGCGUGCAUGGGACAGAGACUGUGAAAUUGAAUUCUGGAAGCAUCGUUGCAUAAGAGUGAGAAAACCUGAAAAGAUUGCAACUUUGAAAUCUGUCCUUGACCUCUUAAGAAAUGGCUCACGGAGCCCAGAUACAAAACAAGAUUCUGAAGGUCAGCCCACAAAUCCAAUUCUUUCUCGAUUAUAUGUAGCAGAUACAUCUGUCUUCCCACGGAAUAAUGAUAUCAAGCCUCUCUCGGCUCUCAAAUCUUCCUCUUCUUUGGAGCAGAAGAAAGAUCCACUCACAGGGAUUAGCAAGGUUUCAUCCAAGGCUGGUAUUCUUCCUCUUGCAGGAAAUGUGGGGAAUAAUUGUUCUGUAUCUGCCUCAAAGAGUGCAGUAGGUUCUGGAAAAGGAAAUCAUAGCGCAACCUCAGAAGCAUCAGUUGGUGCUAAACCUAAACUACAGAAAUCAGUGCCUUCUACAUCUAAUAAUGCAAUUGAUAAAAGAAAAUGGGCACUGGAAGUUCUUGCCAGGAAAACUGGUGAUGGCUGCAGUGUAGCAAGUAAAAAGGAGGAAGACAUGGCUGUGCUUAAAGGAAAUUAUCCUUUGCUUGCUCAGCUUCCAGUAGACAUGAGACCCGAAUUGGCACCCAGUCGUCAUAAUAAAAUUCCCGUAUCAGUAAGGCAGGCACAGCUUUAUCGUCUGACAGAGCAAUUUUUGAAGAAAACAAAUUUGACAGACAUGCGUAGAACUGCAGAGACAGAGCUGGCAAUUGCAGAUGCCGUUAACAUAGAAAAGGAGGUUGCUGAUAAGUCAAACACCAAAGUCGUAUAUCUUAAUCUAUGUUCCCAGGAGAUAAUGCAUCGCACAGACACUGGCAGAUCAAAUACAGCAGCUGAUUUGGAUUCCUCAUCCCAGGAAAAUGAGCCAAUUGCUAAAUCCGAACUGCCAGCUGAUCCAGAAACAGAUCCUGUAGUUGAAGAAGCACUUAGAAAUGCUGGUCUUUUAUCUGAUUCGCCUGUGAAUAGCCCACCACACAGAACUGAUGUCAAUGAUGAUGAUGAGCUUGUGGAAGAGUUGGAACCUGAAAACGUAAUGGAAAUGGAUGACCAUCCAGACUUGGAUAUCUAUGGUGAUUUUGAGUAUGAUCUAGAAGAAGAAAACUGCUUCACCACCAAAGCUGCUACGGUUAUGAAACCACCAGAGGAAAGUGAAUCCAAAUUGAAAGUUGUUCUAUCCACUCUAAACACUGAAAGUUCAAGUCAUGCAUCAGAUGCCGAAAAGCCUGAGAGGUUGAAGAGUGUUGAACUUCCAAAGGAUGCUUCUUGUUUGUCAAAAAACGAAGAUUUGGAGGUUGGAACCGCCCCUCCUGAGAUCGAGAAGGAAGGGUCUAUUGCUGUUCCUCUGAAUAGUAAUGAAGUUGAAGAACCUUCCUUAGCUGAAUAUGAAGAACUAUAUGGGCCAGACACAGAUAAACAGAUAAAAUAUCUUCCAGGGAAAGCAUCAGCAGAAAAGCCUUGUGUGCCCACUUCGGAAUCUAAUUCUCAGCAGAAAGAUUCUUGUAAUGAUGCAACUUCUAUGCCAAUUCAAGGUGGAAAAGAGUCGGACCAAAAAUGUGAGGUAAAAGAAGCAAAUCUCCCUGCUGGAGAGUGUUCGCCCCACAAGAAGGAGAAAUAUAAUAAUGCCAAUGAGAAUAAGCCAUCUGAUGGCAACAAUUCUGUAUCUAAGAAGGUCGAAACAUACAUCAAGGAGCACGUCAGACUGCUGUGCAAGAGCGGGGUCAUAACAGCCGAACAAUACAGAUGGGCAGUCCAGAAAACCACAGAGAAGGUUAUGAAGUACCAUUCCAAGGAUAAGAAUGCAAAUUUUCUUAUAAAGGAGGGGGAGAAGGUGAAGAAGCUUGCUGAACAGUAUGUAGAGGCAGCACAGCGGAAGGGCAUUGAUUAAUAAUGUUCAGGCUUUAGACAAAGAGUUUAUCUCUCUAUCAUUUGAACAGCUUCUUCUUCAAUUAUGAACAACUUCUUUUUUUCCUUC